AUGGAAUGGAUGGAGAAAAGAGGUAUAAACUUAUCGUUUGGUGAUUAUGGAGUACGUUUGGAUCUCAUAGCAAAAGUUCAAGGAGUAACUGCAGCUGAAAAUUACUUUGGCAGCCUCUCACCUUCCAUGCAGAAUCAAAGCACUUAUGGAGCACUCUUGAAUUGCUACUGUGUUGAAAAAAUGACAGACAAGGCGUUGUCCCUCUUUGAGAAAAUGGAUCAAUUUAAUUUCACAUCCAAAUCAUUGGCAUUUAACAAUCUUAUGUCCUUGUAUAUGAGACUAGGGCAACCAGAAAAAGUUGCCCCCUUGGUACAGGAAAUGAAGAGCAGAAAGGUUCCACUAUGCACAUUUACGUAUAAUAUCUUGAUGAAUAGCUAUUCUUGUUUGGGUGAUAUAGAAGAAGUGGAAAGAGUCUUUGAGGAGAUAAAGCAGGAGAAUGCAAAGGAGUGCGAUUGGACCACAUAUAGUAACUUGGCUGUUACCUAUGUUAAGGCUGGGCUUCGUGACAAAGCUGAGUUAGCUCUAAAGAAGCUUGAGGAAGAGAUGGGACCUCGUAAUCGCGAGGCAUACCACUAUUUGAUUAGUUUGCAUUCCGGAAUAUCUAAUCUACAUGAGGUUUAUCGUAUUUGGAAUUCUCUGAAAUCUCAUUUCUCGAUAACAACCAAUUCUAGUUAUCUUGUCAUGCUUCAGUCCCUCGGUAAGCUUAAUGACAUAAAUGAUUUAAAGAAAUGCUACAAGGAAUGGGAAUCAUGCUGCUCCAGUUAUGAUAUGAGGCUGGCAAAUAGUGUAAUUGGUGCUUAUCUGAGACAUGACUUGUUACAUGAUGCAGAGGAAGUCUUUCGUCAUGCUUUGAAGAGAUCACAAGGGCCUUUCUUCUUGGCUUGGGAAAUGUUCAUGGCAUUCUUUUUGAGGAAUCAUCAGAUCAAUCUUGCUAUGAAGUGCAUGGAAGCAGCUGCCUCUCGAGUAAAGAAGAAUGAAUGGCAGCCAAAAUACGAAAUGAUUAAUAAAUUUUUCGAGUAUUUUGUAGAAGAGAGAGAUGUUGAUGGUGCUGAGGAGUUCUACAAGUAUUUGAAGAAGCUGAAUUGUCUUAGCAGUGAUGUCUAUAGUUCAUUGCUUCGCACUUACAUAGCUGCCAACAGAACAGCAGAGGAUAUGCUACUGAGAAUUAAGGAAGAUGGAAUUGAAAUGAGCUGCGAGCUCGAAGAGUUGCUUAAAAGGGGUUGUCCUGAAUAA
Messenger RNA from Nicotiana tabacum (common tobacco), 1233 nucleotides. The record is from RefSeq and is a predicted model, not a curated record. NCBI's taxonomy places the organism in Eukaryota, Viridiplantae, Streptophyta, Magnoliopsida, Solanales, Solanaceae.